Messenger RNA from Staurois parvus, 1257 nucleotides. NCBI's taxonomy places the organism in Eukaryota, Metazoa, Chordata, Amphibia, Anura, Ranidae. The record is from the annotation of a GenBank genome assembly.
GGGUGAAGGGUGCCGUACUCUUCCUCUUUCUGGGCACGUGGGAUUUGACAGCCUGCCGGACCAGCUGGUUAACAAAUCAAUUAAUCAUGGCUUUUGUUUCAAUAUCCUCUGUGUGGGUGAAACUGGUCUUGGAAAGUCCACUCUUAUGGAUACAUUGUUUAACACACAAAAUUUGAGGGUGAACAAAGUUCUCACGCCCAGCCUGGAGUUCAACUAAAAACUUGCACAUAUGAUCUCACAGAGAGUAGUGUACGUCUGAAAAUGACUAUUGUCAGUUCCAUAGGAUUUGGGGACCAAGUUAAUAAGGAAGACAGUUACAAGUCCCUUGUCGAGUUCAUUGACUUCCAGUUUGAAGCCUACUUGCAGGAAGAGUUGAAGAUUAAGCGAGUUCUUCAUAACUACCACGACUCUCGUAUUCAUGCGUGCCUGUACUUCAUUGCCCCCACUGGUCAUUCCCUGAAAUCUAUAGACCUGGUCACUAUGAAGAAACUGGACAGCAAGGUUAACAUCAUUCCCAUCAUUGCAAAGUCCGACUCCAUUUCAAAAAGCGAACUAACUAAAUUUAAGAUUAAAAUCACGAGUGAACUGGUCAGUAAUGGGGUGCAGAUCUAUCAGUUUCCAACUGAUGAUGAAACUGUGGCAGAAAUUAAUGGGACAAUGAAUGCUCAUUUGCCAUUUGCAGUUGUUGGGAGUACAGAGGAAACCAAAAUAGGAAACAAGAUGAUGAAGGUCCGGCAGUACCCAUGGGGCACUGUUCAAGUUGAAAAUGAAUCACACUGUGACUUUGUAAAGUUACGAGAAAUGCUUAUACGGGUGAACAUGGAAGAUUUGCGGGAACAGACACACACGCGUCAUUAUGAGUUGUACCGACGGUGCAAAUUAGAGGAAAUGGGGUUCCAGGACACCGACCCUGACAGUAAACCUUUCAGCCUACAAGAGACAUAUGAAGCAAAAAGGAAUGAGUUUCUAGGUGAACUGCAGAAGAAAGAGGAAGAAAUGAGACAAAUGUUUGUGCAGAGGGUAAAAGAGAAGGAAGCAGAAUUAAAAGAAGCAGAAAAAGAGCUGCAUGAGAAGUUUGACCGCUUGAAGAAAUUGCACCAGGAGGAGAAGAAGAAGCUUGAGGAUAAAAAGAAAAGCCUGGAGGAUGAAGUCAACGAAUUCAAGAAACGCAAGACGGCAACAGAAUUACUCCAGUCCCAAGCACAACAAGCAGGGGGAUCACAGACCCUAAAAAGGGAAAAGGAGAGGAAAAAGUAA